Messenger RNA from Lactuca virosa, 1155 nucleotides. The record is from the annotation of a GenBank genome assembly. NCBI's taxonomy places the organism in Eukaryota, Viridiplantae, Streptophyta, Magnoliopsida, Asterales, Asteraceae.
AUGAAGACGCAAAAGGGGGAACAGAAAACCUCAAAAGAGGUGAAGAAGAAAUUGAAAACUCCAUCUUUACAAGAAAACAAGAUUAGAGAAUCUACAGAAUGUUCUAAAAUGGGAAACCGGUUACAUGUUAGCAAACAUCAUGAAAGAAAAACAAGUGCCAUGGCUUACAAGAACCAGAGGUCAGAAAGUAUUGUACAUAAAGUCGGCGAUCUUGUGAAACACAGUAGCAAUCUUCCUAGCUAUCUCCAGUGUGGGGGCAAAACUGGAUAUAUCCAAGAAAAGACUUUUGAUUUUGGAGUUCUUGACUGGAAUCUUCUAGAAAACUGGAAGUCCAACACAAAUCGCAUUACAAAACCAUCAAUCUCCAUCAAUAAUCCAGCACAAAAAAAUAGCUCCAAUAACAUUCUAGUUGCCACUGUGAAAAAGUUACCAUCUGGGAAAGACGAUUCAAGUUUGACUUACACAUUCUACUCUGUUCAUGAAAUCAAGAACAAGAUUUUGGGGCAUAUGAAGAUUUCUAGUUCAUAUCAUGCUGAGUUUAGUGGACUAGAAAGAGAUUUAUUUGUGGAAAGAGAAUCAGUAUUGUAUGAUCCUGAUUUUGGUCAAUCCGAACUUGCUGCCAUUGUUGUCAAGAACACAAGUAAAGAAAAGUAUGGAGGUUUAGGGAGGUCAAAAAGCACAGUGGUUGUUCUUCCUGGAGAUAUUCAUACCUUGCCAAAAACUGGAAAACCUUCUUCUUUGAUUAGCAGAUGGAAAUCUGGUGGAGCAUGUGAUUGUGGAGGGUGGGACAUUGGUUGUGAGCUAAAAGUUCUUACUAAUCAGAGUGAAUCAACUGAAAUUCUAAAUCCAUCUACUUCAGAUUGUGUUCAUCUUUUUUACCAGGGAAUGGGGAACAACAAAUGUGCUUUUAGUUUGGCUUCACUUGAGAAUGGUGUUUACUCAGUGGAAUACAAUGCAUCAAUAUCUUUGUUGCAAGUAUUCUCCAUUUGUGUUGCAGUUGUAAGUAGCCAAAAUUUAACUCAUAUUUUCCAAGUUAAUCAUUUUCAAGAUGUAUUUGAUUUCAGUAAACCCAUAAUUGCAAGACAUCGGAAAGUCAAAAGUCAAACCACUGUACAUAAUAAAAUACCACCUGUCUCACAUAUUGGGAGGGUAUAG